Molecule: messenger RNA, 264 nt
Organism: Rodentolepis nana
Lineage: Eukaryota; Metazoa; Platyhelminthes; Cestoda; Cyclophyllidea; Hymenolepididae
Source: the annotation of a GenBank genome assembly
GAUUGGGGAAAACUUAAUGCCACAACUCUGCAGCCCACUGAGCAGACGUCUUCUGGAGCAGUAUUCGAAUGUUGUAAACCACUUCGGCAGGAAGGCUAUAAGUCUCUUCUCAUCUCAGCGUCUGGUGGGAUACUCAGUCUCCCUUUGGCCUACAGUCUCGUUGCAAUUUUCAAACAAAAUCUUCCUGUUGCCCAACUGGUUACAUUUCUUAUCACCGGUGUUCUUCUUUUCAUUCAAGUGAGUGGAGUUAGUAAACUUAGUUGA